Molecule: messenger RNA, 183 nt
Organism: Microstroma glucosiphilum
Lineage: Eukaryota; Fungi; Basidiomycota; Exobasidiomycetes; Microstromatales; Microstromataceae
Exons: 2
Coding region: 1-183 (60 amino acids)
Source: RefSeq, a predicted model, not a curated record
AUGUUCCAAGUUGGCGAUAGCGUCGUCUUCGAGAUGACUGGCUCGCGCAUCGAAGGGCUAGUGCAGCAGAUCACUCAGCAGGACUGCUAUGUACAGAUCAUCGGUACACGAUGCUCCGUCACACUGCCCAUGCGACGUCUCAAGCCACUCGUCUUUGGACGAUUCACUACCAGCGUCGAGUGA